AUGGACAGUGAAUAUCGAAUCAUUCUCAAUGUGGGCGGAGUUCGUCACGAAACCUAUAAGCACACACUCAAGAAAAUCCCAGCAACGAGACUCUCUCGAUUGACUACAAGUUUGGCCAAUUAUGAUCCAGUGCUAAACGAGUAUUUUUUCGAUCGACAUCCUGGCGUAUUUGCACAAAUACUCAAUUAUUAUAGAACCGGCAAAUUGCAUUAUCCAUUGGAUGUGUGUGGACCAUUAUUCGAAGAGGAGCUGAAGUACUGGGGGUUAGAUUCGAAUGAAUGUGAGCCGUGUUGUUGGAUGACGUUAUCAGGAACCAGAGACACUCAAGAUGUUCUGAAAACUCUUGAUGAGCUAGAUAUUGAAGUUGAUCAAACAGAAGGACCUGAGCUCUAUAAACGAUUUGGAUGGGAAGACGACUACCAUAACGACAGUUUGAGUGCUUGGCAAAGGCUGAAACCUCGAAUCUGGAGACUAUUCGAUGAACCAAACUCGUCCAGAUACGCCCAAUUCAUUGCGGCGAUUUCUGUCUUCUUCCUCAUCACUGCCAUCAUUGUGUUCUGUUUGAAAACUCAUCCAGGACUACGAAUUCCAGAGUUACAGCUAUUCGGAAACUUUUCUCGCAAUCAUCGAAGUAUUUCUUCACGAAUACAGCCAGCACAAAUUAAUAUUGAUAAACAGAAUUCUAGGCCUCAUCCAACUUUCAUGUACAUCGAAACAAUAUGUAACAUUUGGUUUACGAUAGAGAUAUUGGCAAGGUUUGCAUCGUGCCCGUGUCGAAUCGAAUACCUUCGAGCACCUGUCAAUAUCAUUGAUAUCGUCGCCACACUAACAUUCUACAUUGAUCUACUUUCGAGCAUGUUCGGAGCAACUGCAGACCUUGAAUUCUUUUCAAUCAUUCGUAUCAUGCGACUUUUUAAGUUGACUCAUCACAAUUCCGGUCUCAAAAUUCUUAUGCACACGUUCCGAGCAUCGGCUAAAGAACUGAUGCUUCUCGUCUUUUUCCUGGUUCUUGGAGUCGUUGUCUUCGCAUCGCUUGUUUAUUACGCGGAACGGGUUGAGAGCAAUGUUGAUAAUCAGUUUGUGUCGAUUCCUGUUGGAUUAUGGUGGGCGAUAGUAACAAUGACAACCAUCGGCUAUGGCGAUAUAACUCCUCACACCUAUCUGGGACGUUUGAUCGGUUCAGUUUGUGCUCUAGCCGGUGUGCUUACUAUUGCUUUGCCAGUUCCAGUCAUCGUAUCCAACUUCGCCAUGUUCUACUCUCAUACGCAGGCUCGUUCAAAGAUGCCCAAGAAACGCAGAGGGGUGCUUUCGAUAGAUCAGGUUGCUCCACAUGUCAAAAAUGCACCAUUCCGGAAUUCCAACGGACCGACCCUACGGAAAAACAUGGAACACACGCCGUUGGUGUCGAACAAUCACACACCUCCUCAUACACUAAUCUGA
Molecule: messenger RNA, 1440 nt
Organism: Caenorhabditis briggsae
Lineage: Eukaryota; Metazoa; Nematoda; Chromadorea; Rhabditida; Rhabditidae
Gene: Cbr-shw-3
Product: Protein CBR-SHW-3
Exons: 9
Coding region: 1-1440 (479 amino acids)
Biological process (GO): potassium ion transmembrane transport; protein homooligomerization
Cellular component (GO): neuronal cell body membrane; voltage-gated potassium channel complex; dendrite membrane
Molecular function (GO): protein binding; delayed rectifier potassium channel activity
Source: RefSeq, a predicted model, not a curated record